AAGCGCUACGGAGAGAACUCGACGAGUUUAUUGUGAGAUAUCCUUUGUGUACGUAAACAAACAGAAACAGUGAAAAUGAAAGUCUGCGGAGGAUUCUCGUAUUGCCUCACAAUGGCGAUAAUAUUUUUCGGAAUCGGCACAAGAAGGGCGAUCGGCGAAGACUCGUGUCCCGGAAAAAAGAAUAAAUUGAUGGACCAAUCGUUCGGGAUGGCUUUGACACCCGAUGACUUUUUGUCUUCAAUGAUGACACCAUGGAUCGUCCACGAUUAUUUCAGGCCCUGGAGACACAUGGCUGCCUUAGCAAAAGACUUGGGCUCAACCAUUAAAACGGAGAAGGAUAAAUUCCAGAUCAAUUUGGAUGUCCAGCAUUUCGAACCCGAAGAGAUAACCGUGAAGACUGCUGAUGGAUACGUAGUGGUGGAAGCGAAGCAUGAGGAGAAAGAAGACGAGCACGGCUUUGUUUCGAGACAGUUUGUGAGGAAAUACUCAUUGCCUGAAGGUGCUGAGUCUGAGAACAUUGUAUCGGAGCUCUCCAGUGAUGGUAUUCUGACUAUAACUGCUCCGAGGAAGGUAGUAGACGACAGAGGCGAGAGAGUGGUGCCUAUAACGAAGACUGGCCCCGUCCGGAAAGAACCCUCUGAGAAAGCUGCAGAACAAGGAUCUUGUAUGUCUAACAGUGAGAAGUGCUCCGGUUAGAUGUCAGUCAAUGUUAGGUUGAUGAUUCAUUUUAAGUUCCUAGUCAAGUCACAAUGAUAUGUAAGUAAAACUGAGAAGAC
Chilo suppressalis (striped riceborer) is the source of this 776-nucleotide messenger RNA. NCBI's taxonomy places the organism in Eukaryota, Metazoa, Arthropoda, Insecta, Lepidoptera, Crambidae. The record is from the annotation of a GenBank genome assembly.